AUGCUGGAGAAUCACGGACAGCCCCAUCCUGUGGAUAUACCUGUGACAGAUCUUGAUGAGACGGAUGAUGUCAUAUUUAAUCAACAAUUACAUGAAGAAUCCAGUACCUCCCGAGAUGACUAUAGUGCUGAAUCUAUUGAUAAUUUAGAUUAUGAAUUUGUUGAUAGUUUCAAUAGGAAAGAUUCAUUGAUGUCACGUCUCGCUUCAUAUCUCAAGCCUAAAACUAAUUACUUGAGAAAUUAUGAGAUGCUAAGUGUUGAAGACACAGAAAUCGAUGGAGUCAGUGAUAGACCUUCAAUUCAUGAUGACAGACAAGGGAGGUCUUUGAGAGAUUACAAAAUCGAUCUUUUGUAUAAAAGGAUCAAGAGAACGAUUGUAAUGGGUAUUAUGACCAUUUUGAUUUUAAUGAUCAUUGCUUUUUGUUUCUCCAGAAAAAAUAAGGGUUCUUUUAUGAACUCAAAAUCAAACAACAAGAGAAUCUUGUCGAACUCAACCCAUGAAUUUUAUCCUACUACUUUAGUGAUAUCAUUAGAUGGGUUUCAUCCGCAUUAUAUUAACCCUCACUUGACUCCGACUUUACAUGAAAUGAUGCUCAACGAUUAUGGUGCUCCUUACAUGAUUCCCUCAUUUCCAUCUUCUACUUUUCCUAAUCACUGGACAUUGGUAACUGGGUUAUACCCAUCUGAACAUGGUAUUGUUGGAAAUACAUUUUUUGACCCAAAGUUAGACAAGCAGUUUGUUAAUACCAACCCAAAGCAAGGUGGCUUGGAUCCAGAUUUUUGGCAAGGUGGUGAGCCUAUAUGGUCUACAGCAUUUAAACAAGGAGUAAAUUCCGCAAUUCACAUGUGGCCAGGAAGUGAGGUAAAUGGGGUAGGAAUUGGAGGUGGUCCACUAGAAGUAGAUAGAUAUAAUGGCUCAGAAGUUUUAUCUUCAAAAGUUAACCGAGUUAUGAAUUGGCUAGAUAAGGAUGAAAUAGAAACGAGACCCGAGUUAAUUUUAACUUAUGUACCGACAAUUGAUCAAUUUGGCCAUAAAUUUGGAAUUAAUGGUUCAGACCUUAAGAGUGCAUUAAGCUAUGUCGAUGACUUCGUAGAUUUGAUGCAAAUGGAGUUGAAGAAAAGAAAUUUAAAAGACAUUGUGAAUUUGAUCAUAGUGAGUGAUCAUGGCAUGGCACCGACCUCUAAUAAUAGACUACUUUAUUUAGAUGACGUGAUAGAUAUGAAAAUGAUAGAGCAUGUGGACGGAUGGCCACUUUUUGGUUUAAGACCAUCAUCAGAAUUUUCAACAGACGAUAUUCAAAAUGAAAUAAUGAAAAAUAUUGAAAAUGUUGAUCCUGCCUUGAGAGAUCAUUACAGUAUACUUAGAACUGAAGGUAUGCCUAAGGAAUGGCAGUUUGGGGGAAAAGAAUUUGAUCAUAAGUUCAAUUAUAGAUUAGCCCCAAUAUGGAUAAUCCCAGAUGUUGGUUAUGUUGUCACUACCAAGAAGCAAAUGGAAGACAAUAAUUUUGAUUAUAAGCCAAAAGGAGUACACGGGUAUAAUAACACUGAGUUAUUGAUGAGGGCAUUGUUCUUAGGUAGUGGACCAUACUUUCGUGAAAAGUUACCAGAGUCUCUGUACAACAAUAAAAUAAAGCCGUUCCCUAAUACAGAGGUUUACAAUUUAAUUUGUGAUACCUUAGACUUGGUACCUGCUCCUAAUAAUGGCACUUCCCCAAAAGACUCGAUUAGUACCUUGUUAUCCUCUUCGAAUUUGUUACCUUACGACUGGACGGAUAAUCUCCAGUAUCCAGACUUACCUUUUGAAGUUGAGCAUGUAGUUGAAGACGCUACAUAUGAUCUCUUAUGGAAAAAACAAUCUAGAGAAAAGCCUACCACAAUCUCAAUUAGUACUAAUAUGCAUCCAUACGAGUCAUUAGUUUCUGAAGAGUCCCUGUUAUCUUCAAUGGAUGUUGUAAUGGUUCCAAAGCCAACUGAUCUCUUUGAUUCAGAACCUACACAAUCUGGUGAAGGAACUUCUCAUAAUCUAUGGGAAGAAAUUGAUGAUAAACUUGAAGAUAUACUGGAUAAGAUUGGUGAAUCAUUACAAGAUACGAUAGAUAAAGUAGAUGAUUGGAUUGAUGAUGCUUUAGGUAAUGAUAAAAGUGAGUUGGACGUUAAAUAG
Debaryomyces fabryi is the source of this 2160-nucleotide messenger RNA. Its product is annotated as nucleotide diphosphatase/phosphodiesterase. Gene Ontology annotation, biological process: nucleoside triphosphate metabolic process. Gene Ontology annotation, molecular function: nucleoside triphosphate diphosphatase activity; ribonucleoside triphosphate phosphatase activity. Lineage: Eukaryota; Fungi; Ascomycota; Pichiomycetes; Serinales; Debaryomycetaceae. The coding region runs from base 1 to 2160 and encodes 719 amino acids. The record is from RefSeq and is a predicted model, not a curated record. The transcript has a single exon.